Molecule: messenger RNA, 531 nt
Organism: Striga asiatica
Lineage: Eukaryota; Viridiplantae; Streptophyta; Magnoliopsida; Lamiales; Orobanchaceae
Source: the annotation of a GenBank genome assembly
AUGUCUUACAACACAGAUAAUCCAAAUUGUACUUGUGGGUUGAGAGCUGAGAUUCGUACUUCGUGGAAAACUCCCAAUUGUGGAAGAAGAUUUUUCUCGUGUCUCCAUUGGCCUGGAGGAGGAUGCAAGUUUUUUGGAUGGGUCGAUCCUCCUCUUUGUGCCCGUGCUCAACAAAUAAUUCCUGGGUUGCUCAGGAGAUUGAAUGAAAUAGAAGAAUCGAGUAAGAGUGCUGACAUUGAAAAAUUCGAGGUUCUGAAGUUUGAUGAAGAAAACAAGAAAUUGAAGAAACUCAAUUUUCAGUCUGAAGAAAAAAACAAGAAGUUGAAGAAACUCAAUUUUGAGUUUGAAGAAGAAAACAAGAAACUAAAGGCAGAAAUUCUGAAAUUGAAGUAUGAGAGCUGCACUGGGUUUCCUCUGACUAACUGCUCAUACAUGGAUGGUCCAGGAGUUGAUCUUUGCAUUGUGGCCAUCAAAGGUGUCUGGGACUGUUGUGUAGAAAUUUCUUCCAUCACCAUACUUUCAUCUUCAUGA